AUGGGUCCCAGGGUCACCUGUCCUUGGAGGGACCGCUUCUCUGGCUUCCAGGUAAGGACCUGGAUGGAGCCUCUGGUGGCCUUGACCCAGGUGGCUGGCUCCCUCUACGACGCAGGACUACUCCUGGUGGUGAAGGCAUCCUUCGCUGAGGCUGGAGGCUCCUCCAAUCACAGUGCCAACCCGUCGCUCGAGGAACCUCAGGAGGACCAAGAGCAGAAGGCUAUCUCCAAUUUCUACAUCAUCUACAACCUGGUGGUGGGCCUGACGCCCCUGCUGUCCGCCUAUGUUCUGGGCUGGCUCAGCGACCGCUACCACCGCAAGAUCUCCAUCUGCAUUGCGUUGGUGGGUUUCCUGCUGUCUCGCAUCGGGCUGUUGCUCAAGGUGGUGCUGGACUGGCCGGUAGAGGUGAUGUACGGGGCGGUGGCGCUCAACGGGCUGUGCGGGGGCUUCUCUGCCUACUGGUCCGGGGUCAUGGCGCUGGGGUCUCUGGGCUGCACUGAAGGCUGCCGCUCCUUGCGCCUCAUCCUCAUCGAUUUGAUCCUGGGCUUGGCGGGAUUCUGCGGGAGCAUGGUCUCAGGCCAUCUUUUCAGGCAGACGGUUGGGCACUCUGGACAAGGUCUCCUGCUUACCGCCUGCAGCGUGGGCUGUGCCGCUUUUGCUCUUUUCUACAGCCUCUUUGUACUGAAGGUACCCGAGUCUGUGGCCAAGCUCAACAAGGUGCAGCCCACCGUAGAGACCAUGCCUGGCAUGGUGGGCACCUAUCGAACCCUGGAUCCAGAUCAGCUGGAUAAGCAGAGUGUACCGGGCCCCCCUCUGAUUCCUGGCAAAGGGAAGCCAUCUCGAACCAUCAUUACCCUGCUCUUCGUGGGUGCUGUCAUCUAUGACCUGGCCGUGGUGGGCACAAUGGACGUCAUGUCCCUUUUUGUGCUGAGGGAGCCUCUCAAGUGGAACCAAAUGCAGUUGGGCUAUGGGAUGGCUUCUGGAUACAUGAUCUUCAUCACCAGCUUCCUGGGAGUCCUGGUCUUCUCCAGAUACUUCCAGGACACCACGAUGAUCAUGAUUGGGAUGGUCUCCUUUGGGUCAGGAGCCCUCCUCUUGGCCUUUGUGAAAGAGACAUACAUGUUCUAUAUUGCUCGAGCCAUGAUGCUGUUUGCACUCAUCCCCAUCACAACCAUCCGAUCAGCCAUGUCCAAACUCAUAAAGGACUCUUCCUAUGGAAAGGUGUUCGUCAUACUGCAGCUGGCCUUAGCUCUGACCGGGGUAGUGACAUCCACCAUGUAUAACAGGAUCUAUCAGCUCACCAUGGACAAGUUCAUUGGCACCUGCUUUGCCCUGUCCUCCUUCCUUUCCUUCCUGGCCAUUGUCCCGAUUGGCAUUGUGGCCUACAAACAGGUCCCAUGUUCACAACAUGAAGACGGGGCAGAGAAAUGA
This is a messenger RNA of Nannospalax galili (Upper Galilee mountains blind mole rat), 1431 nucleotides long. RefSeq names its product solute carrier family 46 member 2 (gene Slc46a2). Gene Ontology annotation, biological process: transmembrane transport. The record is from RefSeq and is a predicted model, not a curated record. The transcript has 4 exons. Gene Ontology annotation, cellular component: membrane. Gene Ontology annotation, molecular function: transmembrane transporter activity. The coding region runs from base 1 to 1431 and encodes 476 amino acids. Lineage: Eukaryota; Metazoa; Chordata; Mammalia; Rodentia; Spalacidae.